This is a messenger RNA of Oryctolagus cuniculus (rabbit), 2118 nucleotides long. Lineage: Eukaryota; Metazoa; Chordata; Mammalia; Lagomorpha; Leporidae. The record is from RefSeq and is a predicted model, not a curated record.
GCAGGGAGGAAAGGGGUGGCCGUAAGCCUGGGCCUCGGGGCAAGUCCCAGGUCGGGCUCCCAGUGACUUGGGGCAAGUGACUCAGUCUGUCCCAGCCACAGUUUUCCAUUCCUGCAGUGGGGAUAACAAAACCCAUGGAGCUCGCGUCACUGUCACCGGGGUGUCUGGCCAGAUGAGAAUGGGCUGGUGAACACCCCUUCCCUUGCCUGGCAUCUGUGUGGCUCAGUCUUUCCAUCUCUGAGGUGGGUGCGUUUGCCGGAGAGAGCCACUGGGGGCUCCAUUCACCAAAUGUGCUGUAGGUAGUUCCGGGGCCCCGGGGAGAGUUCUCCCGGACGGGCCUGGAGCGAAUCGGACGCGGUUCCGGCGCUGGGCAAGCGGCCAGGACGCCUGGGCUCGAGUUCCGGCCCCUGCCUGGCUUUCCUUCCCAUUUUUCCGAUAAUACCCAGGCCGGCGGGUUUAUCUGCCCGCGGCCGCCGGAAGUUGCGCAAACGCGAGUUACCUGAGCCCCAGGUGGGCCGGGCCGGAGGAACUCAGGGCAGCGGCGCGGUGCAGCCAGCCGUUGCGGGCGUCCAGAUGCCGUUUUGGGCUGCCAGCUGCCGGCUUUCUACCUGAAUCUGUCUCCUUGCUCUGAUCUCCAUACACCCACGCCUCGGGGUAUGUAACAGCCAUGCCUGUGGACACGCUGACCCCUGGAGCCCCAGCCGCCCCAGCCCUGCCUUUCCGCCUGCGGACUAAGGUCCCCGGUUACCUGCUUCGGAGGCCAGCAGACGGUGGAGCCCGGAAACCCAGUGCUGUGGAGCGCCUGGAGGCCGACAAGGCUAAGUACGUGAAGAGCCUGCAUGUGGCCAACACCCGCCAAGAGCCCGUGCAGCCCCUGCUGUCCAAACAGCCCCUCUUCAGCCCCGGGACUCGCCGCACAGUGCUCACGCCCAGCCGCCGGGCCCUGCCUGGCCCUGGCCGCCGACCCCAGCUGGACCUGGACAUCCUUAGCAGCCUCAUCAACUUGUGUGAUAGUCCCGUGUCCCCUGUCGAGGCCAGCUGCGCCCCUGCACAGGCGGAAGGCGUCCGCCAGGCUCCCCCAGCCACGCCUCCACGCCCGCCCCCCACGACGGCUGCGGUCCGCAGAGUGGACGUCCGCCCGCUGCCUGCAUCUCCGGCCCAGCCUUGCCCGUCGCCCAGCUCAGCCACCGCCUCCAGCCCAGCCCGGCCGCCGGGCCUGCAGCGCUCCAAGUCGGACUUGAGCGAGCGCUUCUCCAGGGCGGCCGCCGACCUCGAGCGCUUUUUUAACUUCUGCGGCCUGGACCCUGAGGAGGCACGGGGGUUGGGCGUGGCCCACCUGGCACGGGCAAGCUCGGACAUUGUGUCCCUGGCCGGGCCCAGUGCUGGGCCGGGCAGCUCCGAGGGCGGCUGCUCCCCGCGCAGCUCCGCCACGGUGGAGGAGCGUGCCCGGGAGCGCGUGCCCUACGGCGUGUCGGUGGUGGAGCGCAACGCCCGCGUCAUCAAGUGGCUCUAUGGCUUGCGGCAAGCCUGGGAGACCCCAGCGGCGGAGGGCUAGGCCUCUGCUGCGCUGGGAAUUCACCGCAGGACACGUCUUGGAGGGGCCCUUGGCCCUUGACCUCUUGCAUCCACUCCCUAGCUAUGGGAGAUCGGACACCUCCUGGGGGAACUUGGUUUGGAGGCCAAGGCUGAGAGGCUGGACCAGCAGCUUCUGGCUAGGACUGAGCCUGGAGAGGGUUGCUCUUGGCUUUGGGCCCCUCUCCCCCAAGUUCAUGGCCUUUGACACCAAUGUAUCCUCUCUGGUGGGGCUGGAUGUGGGGUGCUCAGCCCUCCCCACUGAGGGUUAGCGGCCCGGGGAUCUGGCUGAGCCUGUCUGCCCAGUGACCAUUUCCUCCUUCCUUCCUGGGCCUCUGACCCUUGCCGACUUCCUCUUCCUUACCCAGAGGGCCCCCGCUCCCUGGCAACUCACCCUGGGGUGGGGGCAGGGACCCGGGGCCUGCCCACUGCUCUUCCUGGUCUUUGGCUGUCGGCCUAGGUGGAUAGACUACAAGAAGGACUGGUUAGAAGCCUGCACUGCUCUGAUUUCCCUCCCCCUGGUUAAUAAACACACGUGCUUGUUUC